Peniophora sp. CBMAI 1063 is the source of this 1869-nucleotide messenger RNA. The record is from the annotation of a GenBank genome assembly. Lineage: Eukaryota; Fungi; Basidiomycota; Agaricomycetes; Russulales; Peniophoraceae.
AUGAGCGCUUCCGUGGAAGUCAAUGCCGCUGGACCUUCUGUAGCAUCUCCGACUGCAACUUCAAUCUCGUCUCGUCCUGUCGCAAUCUACCUCCAGGACGCCUGUUUACAACAUCGUUAUAUCCGUUCGCGAGAUACAUCCAACGUCGUUGAGCGUCCAGAGCGUCUUCGCGCAGUGAAAGUAGGGCUGGCGGCCGCUAUCGCUAGACUGGAAGAAGAGACCCAAACUGGACAACCACCGCUUCCUGAUACCGACGUCAAGUCCGAAGCGGAUGAUCUCGCCGAUGCCAUCGGUCGCAUGAACAUCGCAUCUACAUUCACCCCACCUCGCAAAGCGGAGGAGGAAAUACAUGUCGCAUCUGGGCUGCCUAUUCGAGUUGUGAGAAGCUCAGCGACGGUGGACUUAUUGAGCCACCCAGCGGCCAAGCAUAUUCAUGGCGAUAUCGAGUGCGAUGUGUACUUGGGGAAGCUGCGCGAUCAUACCAGAUCAAGCCGAGAUAAGAUAGCAAAAGGAGAACUGGAGAUCUUCGAGGGCCUCAACAAAGGCGACCUAUACUUAUGCCCAGAGUCAUUGGAUGCGAUACAAGGUGCACUGGGGACGACUUGUGAAGCAGUAGACGCUGUGAUCGCUGCAUCAAGAGCUACAGAGGCUGUGGCUGAACAAGCACGACGGGCAUUUGUCGCCAUCCGACCACCUGGCCAUCACUGUGGGGAGGACACGCCCUCUGGCUUUUGUUGGGUGAACAACGUGGCCGUUGGUGCCGCCCAUGCGCAUCUUCAACACGGUGUCAACCGUAUAAUCAUCCUUGACAUUGACCUGCAUCACGGGAAUGGCACACAAUCGAUCAUCUGGCAGAUCAACGAGGAAGCCUACCGCCUGAAGCUUGAGCGAGAAGGAGGGGCUCCAGUCGACGACAAACCGAGUAUGCAGGUAUACUACGGAUCUGUCCAUGACAUAUUAUCCUACCCUUGCGAGGAUGGGAAGAUGGAGCUUGUCCAAGCCGCAUCUGUAUCGAUUCACGGCCAGCAUGGGCAGUACAUCGAAAACAUACAUCUAGAGACGUACGAUUCCGACGAUGAGUUUUGGGACGCACUCUAUCGUGGAACAUACAGCCGAUUACUGAAGAAAGCUCAACACUUCCUGGAGAGUACGGAUUCGGGCGCGGACGACGCCAUGGUCUUCAUCAGCUGCGGUUUCGACGCGUGCGAGCACGAGUACGACUCCAUGCAGCGACAUCAGCGCAAGGUCCCUACUUCCUUCUACCACCGCUUCACGCGCGAUGCUUGCGAGUUUGCAGAUAAGUGGACCAGUGGUCGUGUUGUAAGCCUUCUCGAAGGUGGCUAUAGCGACAAGGCGCUUUCGAGUGGUGCAAUGGCCCAUAUUACCGGUAUGGUGGGAGGGUCGGGAGACGCGCUCGCCCGCGAAGCAUGGUGGACUCCUGAUUAUGUCGAUUCGCUUUCGAAGCUGACCGCCCGGAAAAAACGAGGCAAAGUCUCGUUGUCCGCGACAGACAUCGCGCCUGAACAGUGGCUCUCUCGGACCUCGGCUCUUCUCGCUCAGAUGGAUCCUACCGCAUUGACCCAGCCACGUAACAUCGUACCCCCAAGCACCCGCACGCUACGUGCGCGCACGCCAGCUGAUACUCGCCCCUCGACCGCUGAGAAGGCCAAGGCUCCCGCGUCUCGGUCAUUGAAGCCACCAUCGUCUGCUGCGAAGGCGGCGAGAGAAUCAGACAAUUCGUUGACUGAAUCGUCUAGUUCUGAUUCAUCAGCUGAUGAGACACCAGCGCCACCACCUCGAGGAGAAGCAGCAGGGCAGAAGAAGUUGCCGCGCGUGGUGCUCAAGCUAGGACCACGGCCAGAGGCCUAA